AUGGCUGCUCCUGAAUCUGGGAAGGCCAGACCUGUGCUUAAGGGGAAUGAGGCCAAUCCCAAGUUCCAGAAGGAUGCACAGUGGAGUGGGACAAGAGGACAAGACCCAGGCCAGCUGGACAUGUUGAAGAAAGCUCAGGAGUUCUUCCAGACCUGUGACACAGAGGGCAAAGGCUUCAUCGCCAGGAGGGACAUGCAGCGGCUUCACAAAGAAUUGCCUCUCAGCUUGGAGGAUCUGGAGGAUGUGUUUGAUACCCUGGAUGCCGAUGGCAAUGGCUUCCUGACUCCAGAGGAGUUCACCACUGGAUUCAGUCAUUUCUUCUUUAGCCAAGAUAACUAUGACUCUGAUGAACAGAGGGCUCAGCCCCAGGAGGAGAAAAUCUAUCAGUCUAGGGGCGAAGAGGUGAUUGACAACAGGAAUGAAGAUGAGGAAGACAUUCAGUUCCACAUACUGAUGGAUAAACUUGGAGCACAGAAAAUUUUAGAAGAUGAAAGUGACGUUAAACAGCUUUGGGAGCAGCUAAAGAAGCGUGAGCCCCACUUGCUGUCCAACUUUGAGGAGCUUCUCUCCAGAAUAUUCUGCCAGCUCCAGGAAGCCCAGAAGGAGAAGGAUGAACUGGAAUGUGCCCUGAAAAAGAAAAUUGCCACAUAUGAUGAAGAAGUUCGGCAUCUCUAUGAGGAAAUGGAACAGCAGAUAAAAAACGAGAAGGAACAGUUUCUCUUAAAGGAUGUGAAGAGAUUUCAGUGCCAGAGUCAGGAGCUGGAGCAAAAGCUGGUAUCAAAGGAACAGGAGCUGGAGCAGCUUGUCCAGAAGCAGAAACGGCUGGAAGGUCAGUUCAUGGCCCUCAACAAUGACAAGCAUGAAACCAAAGCAGAGAACACUAAACUUAAACUCACCAACCAGCAACUGGCCAAGGAACUGGAGCGGACCUCGAGCGAGCUCCAGUAUGCUCAGCUGCAGCUGGAGAGCCUGCAGAAAGAGUCCUGCAAGCUGCAAGAGGAGAAGGAGAUGGAAGUAUACCGAGUGACAGAAAAUUUGCAGAGGGAAAAGACAGGACUUUUGAAACAGCUGGAUUUCUUAAGGGAAAAGAACAAGCACCUACGGGAUGAACGGGACAUGUGUUUGCAGAAAGAUAAAGCAGCAACCACAUCAAAAGCAAACUGGAAGCAAAGAUCUGGCUCUGUCAUAGGAAAAUAUGUAGAUGGAAAAGGUAUCCCUAGACGUCAGUCAACUGAGGAGGAAGAUGUGUUCAGUAUACCAAGAAGGAGAAGCUCCGUUGGCCUGAAUGGGAUGACAGAUGGGGAUCCUGAGGCCAGUGGGCCAGGUCUUCGGCUCAGGAGGAUUAUCUCCAUUGAGGAAGAUCCCCUGCCUCAGCUUCUGGAUAGGCACUCUGAGGGACAGCUGAGUAGAUGUCCAGAAGAGGAGGAGAGCACUGGACAGCAUCAGGAGGAAAAGAACCAACAAGCACCACCAUUGGAACCCACAUCUCCUCGAGGGCAGCCAGUGGGAAAAGAAACAGGGAUCCAGGAGAAGAGUUCUUCCAACUCCCCAGAUCGACUUUUCAAGAUCAUAUUUGUGGGCAAUUCUAGCGUGGGCAAGACAUCGUUUCUGAGGAGGUUUUGUGAUGGCAGAUUUUCCCCAGGCACGGCAGCCACUGUUGGGCUAGAUUACCAAGUGAAGACAUUGAAAGUGGACAAAUCCCAGGUGGCCUUGCAGCUGUGGGACACAGCUGGGCAGGAGAGGUAUCGCUGCAUCACCCAACAGUUCUUCCGCAAGGCAGACGGUGUCAUCGUGAUGUACGACAUCACAGACAAGCAGACAUUCCUGUCCAUCCGCCAGUGGUUGACAAGUGUCGAGGAAGCCGCUGGAGAGAACAUUCCCAUCCUCCUUCUGGGCAAUAAGGUUGACAAUGAAAAAGAGAGAGAAGUCCCCCAGGGACAUGGAGAACGUCUUGCCAAGGAGAACAAUUUGAUCUUCUAUGAAUGCAGCGCAUAUUCGGACCAUAAUGUCAAAGAAUCAAUGCUUCACCUCGCCAGGAUCCUCAAGGAACAAGAAGACACUGUGAGAGACAAUAUCGUCCAGGUCUACCAUCAACCCAAGAAGAAGUCCUGCUGUGGCCAGCAGUAG
Molecule: messenger RNA, 2127 nt
Organism: Trichosurus vulpecula (common brushtail)
Lineage: Eukaryota; Metazoa; Chordata; Mammalia; Diprotodontia; Phalangeridae
Gene: CRACR2A
Product: calcium release activated channel regulator 2A
Exons: 17
Coding region: 1-2127 (708 amino acids)
Molecular function (GO): GTP binding; calcium ion binding; GTPase activity
Source: RefSeq, a predicted model, not a curated record